GCGGGAAGGAGAGGGAAGAGGCGGCGACGAGGAUACAGGCAGCGUUCCGCGGGCACCACGCCAGGAAAAGUAUGAAAGAGACUGAUUCCUCUGCGAAGCAGACGGGGACCAAAUCCGGCGCGCAGCCGACCAAGGAACAGCUGCAGGAGCAGUUCCGCGCCGACGACAAGGAGCUCUGCGAGGCGGCGUCGAAAAUCCAGGCCUCCUUCCGCAGCCACAUGUCGGCGGCGAAGGAGCAGGCUGCGUCCCUCGUGAAGUCUACGGCGGAGAACGUCGUUGACAGCGCUGUCUCCAAAAUGGAGGACAAGGCCACGAUCGAUAAGCGUUAUCGCCGUCCGCAAAUGAAGCCAGACACCGGUCCGAUCUUGUCGCCGUGAUACAACAGAUUAAAUCACGUCGUUUGUAUCCGCGGCCGGUCACGAGACG
Messenger RNA from Nomia melanderi (Alkali bee), 426 nucleotides. It is a transcript of the gene igl, whose product is annotated as IQ calmodulin-binding domain containing protein igloo. The record is from RefSeq and is a predicted model, not a curated record. Gene Ontology annotation, molecular function: calmodulin binding. Lineage: Eukaryota; Metazoa; Arthropoda; Insecta; Hymenoptera; Halictidae.